AUGCGCCUGCAGUACACCAAGCCUCCACAGCGGCGGAGCCUCUGGCCGGGACUCGUCCUGCCGAAGAAACGAAUAAAGCACAAGACAACGUACGGUACUCGUUUUACAAGAGCGCGCGGCGAGAUCCGGCAGCUACUCACAAAGCAGCUUCAGUCAAUUUCCGGCAAGGAAACCGCCGCAAUGAAAUGGACCGCGGAGUCUUUCUACACUCACGUCGCCAAAGAGUACGCUGUGUGCCUCGACGGCUGGCCGCAGCAUCUCGUCUUUGCGAAUCUCAGUGAUGUCCCGGGCGGCAUCGCCAUGUUACAGGAUCUCCUCAGCCGCAUCCACCGCGGUGUUCUCGUGUUCACAAAGCUCUCAGAGGACGAGCAUAAAGCACUCACCGUGCAGAGUGCUGCUCCAGGAAAGUUUACGCCGCGUCCACCCCGGGCUCAACGGCGGGAUUAUGGUGUACAGCGCGUGCCGCCCUGGCUCCGACUGUCGAGGCCGCCCCGGAAGGUCUGCGUGGGCCCCAAGAGUAGCGAGUAUGUCGAAGACUCGGACGCGUAUGAUUCCGAAGUUGAGGAGAUCGAGAGUGUUGCGGGGGUGGCUGAUGACGGUGGUCUAUCGGAGAUUGAGAGCGCGUCGGGAUUUGAUGACUGA
This is a messenger RNA of Rhodofomes roseus, 642 nucleotides long. RefSeq lists its product as uncharacterized. The transcript is spliced from 2 exons. Lineage: Eukaryota; Fungi; Basidiomycota; Agaricomycetes; Polyporales; Fomitopsidaceae. The record is from RefSeq and is a predicted model, not a curated record. The coding region runs from base 1 to 642 and encodes 213 amino acids.